Messenger RNA from Mytilus californianus (California mussel), 2777 nucleotides. RefSeq lists its product as uncharacterized. The transcript has a single exon. Bases 39 to 1928 code for a protein of 629 amino acids. Gene Ontology annotation, molecular function: protein binding. NCBI's taxonomy places the organism in Eukaryota, Metazoa, Mollusca, Bivalvia, Mytilida, Mytilidae. The record is from RefSeq and is a predicted model, not a curated record.
CAUCUAUUCACAGUGCAUCAUUAGCUCUGUAUAAGUAUAUGGGUCAGACUAUUGUUGGAACAGAAAAGCAGGUGACAUUAAUCAGAAUGAUGAACUCUGUACAAGACAAUUUAAACAGCAGCAACGAGUGGACAAUUAUUACUAGCGGAAGUUUUGGAGAAGGUCUGAAAAUGCGAGGUAGUGAUGUAGAUACUAUGGAGGUUAUGAAAUGUAUUGAAGUUUGUGAAGCCACAACUAUUCCCUUUAAUCAUGAUACAAGUUAUUUUACAAUCGAAACAAAGGAUACACCGCCAUGUUUCACUAAGUUACGUCUAGUACACACUGUUGAUCAGAGACUCUUUCAACUCUGUGAACAAAUAGGGAGUGAUUAUUACCUUUCGAGCUCCUCAUUUAAACAACAUUUUUUAUGCGACAAUUUCCCGACUGUUCACGGCCCAUGUAUAUCCGAUAAGAGAGGAAUGCAUGACCUAGCAUUCUGUGUACAUAGUAAAUCUUGGAUUAUACCAGCCAAACAAUGGAUUAUCCGAUCAACAAACUCUUGGCCGGGUUACGAUAUUACACAGUCAAUCGUUAAACACGGCAUACUAUUUGUACCAAUAGGUGUUAAAGGAUCUAUAAAAGAAGAUUUAGAAUGGCGAAUAUCUUUUUCAGUUGCAGAAAAACUAUUAAUUUAUACAUUUACACAUACACAACUGUCAUGUUAUGCAGUGUUUAAAAUUCUUCUUAAAGAUGUUAUAGAUUUAGACAUAGAUUGUAAAGGAUUGAUAUGUUCAUAUUUCAUGAAAACAAUUAUUUUUUGGAUAUCUGAAGAAAUAUCUACAUCAAUAUGGAAACCGAAAAAUUUGAUAUCUUGUUUCAUGAGAUGUUUCAGGAGGCUUAUUUAUUGUGUUGAAUAUUCAGUUUGUCCGCACUUUUUCAUUCCUGAGAAUAAUUUAUUUGAAAAUAAGAUAGAAGGACUCAAAAGGGAGAUACUUAUAAAAAGGUUGAUUUUUCUAAACAGUUAUGGUUGGCAAUGCAUUCUAUUUUCAGACCAGCUUUCGAAUUUUCAUAAACCGCCAUUCGAUAUUAUCAAAAAUCAAAACGUUGUUGAUGACAAUAGUGUUAAACAAUUUUCGUAUUCAAUAAUGUUUGCAGGAGACAAUGUACCGACUCCUUUAAAAGUUACAUUGCAAAAAGUGAUACAUAAGCUUUUUUCGAUUAAGAGUUCGAAAAUUAAAAACGUAUACACGUACCAUUUAUCAAAAUUUGUCUGUAAUUGUGAUGAAUUGAGUAUAUCUGAGGGUAUAUCCUGUAAUAAAUCUACCUAUAUGCAAUAUACUAUCUGUAUGAUUGCACUUCUAAUGGCCACACGACAAGAUGCUGUUUCGGGUUGGCUCUUGUUAGCUUCAUUGUUCUAUAGAUCAAAACAAUACAAUACAGCUGUAAGUAUCCUCAAAUAUUCACUUUUAAAAUGUACACCUGAAAAACUUUACCGAGAAAUGAAAUUGUCGCAUAUUCAUUAUGCGUUCUUUAAUUUAGAUUUUUUCAGGAAGAUGACUUUUAUUAAGCGGACAAUGUGGCAUUUAGAUUGUGUUGGAUUUAAUAAAAACUCUCUGAUAAUACCAAAUGAAUUGCAUACAGAAGUAGAGAAGAUGGAAUAUCUAAUACCACCAGUAGUAUAUGCACAGUAUCUUCGUUUCCUGUGUCAUUACCAUCUUGAAAAUACCGAUCAAUGCCUUGAUUCUCUCCGAGAUCUACGAUUGACUAUAGAGAGAAGCUAUUUCAUUGUAGAUUCCCCUCAGAAAGCUGUAUCGUACAAUAUCUUAGGCAUAAGUUUCCAACAGUUAGGAGACAUAAAAUCAGCGAGACAGGCAUUUAUACAAUCAAUUCAAUUAGAUCCAGAUAGAGAUGACAAUAGCGCGUUUCAAAGAUUGUCAUUGAUUAGCUGACCAUGAUUAUUGUUAUGUUGGUGUGUUUCUUUAUCUUUGCUUACCAGAUCAUUGUAUGUAAUCUGUGCACAAAUGUGUUGUUCUAAACUAUAAGGAAAAAAAAACUUGUAGUGCUGAAUGGCAUGGUAUAUAUGCAUAUAUCAUGUAUGAUGUUAUGAUAUUGUAAUUAUUAUGUUUUUUAAUCUUGGCCUUAUUUGUUUUGUUUGACUUGAAAGAUGUUUACAUUUGGUUACAGUUGUUUACAAAAUAGUGUUAUAAUUAUGCCGCUCGAAAAUCACUGGAACAAUCAUAGAUACUGAUUAAAUGGUUAGAACUUUCAUAAUGAUUUAGGAAUGGUCAUAGUCUACAAUGCGUAAUUUAAACUUCUAUAGUUUACUACAAGAUUCCCUUCUACAUUGUUCUUACAGUUUCUGUGGUAACUAUAUAUACAUACACCAACAUGAGUCUUAUUGAUACAUUAAUAUACUUGUAUUCCCAGAAGUUCUCUGGAGUUGUUGGGUUGACAUUAGUUUUUACGAACGACAUCAUACUAGAUUGUGUACUUAUUGAACAUACAUAUAUUACAUUGGAUUCCGUACAAUUGAUUGAAGAAAACCUGGCAAAUCAAGGACAAAGGAUCAGACAUGUUAUAUUUUAACAGUUAAGUUGACAUUUUAAUUUGUAUAAUACUUUUUGAAAAAAUUGUAUAACAAAUCUUGUUAAAUGUUAGUGUUGAUUUGUGUCGUUUGUUGGCUAUAAUUUAAAUUUGAUUUCUGACGGUAACAAUAACUCAAUUGUUAAUUGUAACCUUAACAAGUUUAAUAAAUAAUUUGUGUUUUUGUUUGUUAAUAAAGUGUUCGGCUAUCUCAA